Messenger RNA from Halteromyces radiatus, 2621 nucleotides. RefSeq lists its product as uncharacterized. Gene Ontology annotation, cellular component: cell cortex; spindle pole body; mating projection tip. Bases 249 to 2369 code for a protein of 706 amino acids. Gene Ontology annotation, biological process: nuclear migration along microtubule; establishment of spindle localization; mitotic spindle orientation checkpoint signaling. The record is from RefSeq and is a predicted model, not a curated record. The transcript is spliced from 4 exons. Lineage: Eukaryota; Fungi; Mucoromycota; Mucoromycetes; Mucorales; Cunninghamellaceae.
UUUUUUUUUGUUUUCUUUUCUUUUUUUCUUUUAUUUUAUUUUUCUUUAUCAUCUUGAUGCUUUUGUGAUUUUAUCUUUAUUCCAUUAUUAUUUACCUUUUAAUUAUAUACCCUCUUUCUUCUUCUUCUCUCAUUCUUAAACAAAUACUUUUUUUUUUGUUUUUAUUCUCUUUACGCAUACAUACCCUGUUUCAUUAAACCAAUUUUUUUUUUUAAAAAAAAAAGGCAAAACUCAAUCAAACAAGAACAAUGACACCAUCAACAGAAGAUCUUUGUAUAUCAAAACUCAAUACUUUGACAUUACCUGACAAAGAAAGGGAUAUCUUAUUGAAUCAACAUACCUCUCUUACCUAUGAAGAAAAAACAAACCACUUAUCUACUAUAACUAAUACUGUCUCUGAGUGGAUUGAAACUAUACACCUUGCUCUAUUCACUAUGGAACAAAAUAUCAAACAACAUAAUACUGAUAUUACAAAUGAUACUCAUUUACUUGAUGAAGCUGUUCAACGUAUGGAUCCUAUUAUUACUUCUUUGAAUGAUAUUGUGGACGUGAUGGAUGAUUCUAGUGAUGAAAUCAUUUCACUCAGUACAAAAGCAAAUAUCACAAAAUUACAAUCUGAAUGGUCUGGACUUCAACAUUUUCUUUCUUCUGUCAAACAAUCUUUUUUGGCCAUGGAUGAAGAAAAACAAUUACGACAAUGGAUGGAUCAAGUAUUGGUACAAAUUGAAGAUUUAUCUACUCUUGUAUUUCGAUAUCAAGAACAACGUACUGGUGUUCAAGAAAAAUCAACCAUUUCAUCAGUAUUAUUGACAUCAUCAACAUCAUCUUCAACAUCUUCUCCAUCUGCAUCAUCAACAACUUCAGCAACAGUAACAACAUCUGAUAUGAUCGAUACUACUACAACAACAACAACUAAUGAAGAUAUUAUAGUAGAAAUUGACAAUCGCGUUGGACCACUGUUUGAUCAAGUAGACAAGAUUUAUAAUCGAAUGAUAUCUGAUUCACCUCCAACGGAUACUACUGGCAUUCUUGUCAGACGACAUCGAAAAAUUCAGGAACGCUGGGAAUGUGUACGUGUAGAAAUCGACGAACUCAGGGCAGAUCGAAAGGAAGAAAGAUGGUUGGCUGUAUUCAAACAAGUGGCCGAUCAAGUAGAAGCAAUGAUGGACGGACUCGACAAAACUGUAGAACAAUGUCAAGUGAUGAUACAACAAGUACGCGAAUGGCAAGGUUUUCAACAUGUCGCAUCUUCUUCUUCAACAACUACUGUUACUCCUCAACAACAAUACCCUGUCCCACCAAAAGGAAUCCUAAGAUCAUCAAAAUCACAUCAUUCUUCAGCAUCUAUAUCAUCCAACUCAUCAUCAGGUUCUGCUGGGUCUUCUCCUCCUCCUCGUCCUGUAGAUCAUAUCAAAUUACGAUCUGUGGAAAAGAAUUUUGAAGCCAAAUACAAGUAUUGCACUCCUCUUAUUACCAAAAUGUUAUCCAUGCUAGGUGAUGGUAUUGCUGCACGAGUGGCAGAAAACAAUUAUACAGUAACGCGACAUCAACUUAUGGUACGACGCUGGCAACAACUCAAAUCGAAUAUGGAUGAUCUCCGAAUACGUGAUUUACCUGAUAUUGAAAGAUUGGUCAUGUUUGAACGUCCUAUCAGUCCUGCUUGGUCCAAGGUUAGUGAUCGUAGUGACAAGAGUGGUAGCAGUUCCCAACGGUAUAAAAGUCCUGAACCUGCAUUAUAUGAUAUGUUUGACUAUCGAUCAUCAAACAAUAGUAUUGGAUCUUUGGGUGGACGUGCACGAAGUCCCUUAUCAUUACAACAACAUGGAAACAAUGGAUAUAUGUCGCCCACUUCUCAACUCUAUGGAAUGCAAGAAGAAUUACGCCGUGGAAGAAGUGUUACUCCAAGUAGUGGUACGGGUAGUUGGGAUCAUAUCAGUUUAUGGCGAUCAACAAAUGGAUCUAGUCCAGUACAUGGUAAAUCUAUAGGAAGAACAACAAGUCCUUUAUCCUCUUUUCAUGAUAUUAUGAAACCAAGCACUUCUGAUACACCUUCCAUUGAUUCAAAUUCUCAUCGGUCCACUCAACAAUAUUCUACAACAUCUCCUUCAUUAUGGCAAGAAGAUAUACCAUCCAGACAGUCACCUGCUUCAGUUCCUAGUCGAUGCAGAAGUAGACAAGAAGAGUUACCAUACGGAGGACGACGAUCUGUAACACCAGUACGACGUUCUGGUACACCAUCCAUGAUCCCACGACCUAAAACACCAUCUCAAGACCACGGAGCAAGUCAAAUACCAAGACCAAGAUCUUCUAUGUUACAAUCAGCACCUUCUAGCCGGGUUAUGAUGACACCUUCCCCUUCAUCAUUUUAAAUAUUCAUCACCCAUUUUGAAUCAACAAUCACGGAUGAUGAUGCAUGAUGAAAGACGAUUACAUUCUCAAACACCUCCAACAACACGACGUUAUUAUGAUUUGGAAGAAGAAGAUGAAGAUGAUUAUGAUGAUGAUGAUCUUGUAUUUACUCAACAACAUCAACAACGACAACCAUACAUACCUGAUCCAAAAGAUCCAUUGGAUGUAGAAGUAGCAAAAAUCAUCAAUGGCAAUCCUAUCCGAAUAUUAUG